AUGAGCUUAAUAUUAAUAAUAUUUAUAGCCUACCAAAUGGAUGGCGGAGACUCCACACAACUUUGGAAUCCAUUGUUUGAAGCUGAUGUUAGAGGAUCUUUACAGGUUUUUGGCAUAAUCUUCAUCCUAAUUCUCAUUAUUCUCAUUGUGUCCUCAGUGUUAAUGGUCAUAGGAAUUGACAUUUGGAUGAGAGGCUAUAUAUUGCCAUGGCUUAUUACUAUGGGAAUCAUAAUAUUGUUUCAGUUUAUUUUUGGUUUAUGGCUCCUUGGCGGAUACUACAUUUAUUUGGAUGCUACAUUUGCUGCAUUAGUUGACUUCCUGUGGAUGGCAUAUAAUAUUUACUGUUGGCUGUGUGUCCUAUCGCAAUAUCAGAUAAUAUUGGAGAUGCAGUCGCCGAAUAUUGAGAUCUUAGUAGAGUACUAA
Molecule: messenger RNA, 423 nt
Organism: Parnassius apollo (apollo)
Lineage: Eukaryota; Metazoa; Arthropoda; Insecta; Lepidoptera; Papilionidae
Source: the annotation of a GenBank genome assembly